Molecule: messenger RNA, 1377 nt
Organism: Colletotrichum abscissum
Lineage: Eukaryota; Fungi; Ascomycota; Sordariomycetes; Glomerellales; Glomerellaceae
Exons: 2
Coding region: 1-1377 (458 amino acids)
Biological process (GO): maintenance of rDNA; regulation of exit from mitosis
Source: RefSeq, a predicted model, not a curated record
AUGCCGCGUCUAGUGCGAAAGAAGCCGCUCUCUGAGCGCCUGAAGGCCAUGCUGAACCCUAUGGACUUCUUGCUCUGGCUAUCGGAAGAAUUGGAGACGAGAGAUUGGGAUUCAAAGGCACUAGGAACACAGCUCGGGCUCGGCUGCAACUUCGUGUUUCUCCUUGCUAGAGCUAACUGCGUAGCAUCGGAGGUCGAGGAUGAUGUGUUCAGCGAUGGGAGCUCCGGGGGCAUCGUCACCUACAUUGUGCGGCCCCUCGUUUGGAUUCUUGGCCUCCUAUCUGUCGCCAACGCCUUCUAUACCAUGUCGAGAACGAGGCAGUACCGAUUAUUCCAAGUCAACGUUGAAGACAAGCCGCACACCCCCUCAGCCCAACGAGUCAAAGCCAGGUCCGACCCGGCCGUCUCUUCGCCCCUGAGACUCUUGAAUAACCUCCUGUCUUCCGAGACUGCCGAGUCCCGAGCCCACCCCGACAGGUCACACGACGUCUGGGAGCUAAGUGUCUGGGAUCCUCUCCCGGUCUCUUUGCAGCUCUUCUGCCUCUUCAGCCCUGGCCACGUCCUUGUCUACAUGAUGUUCCUCCCUCUGGUGCCCUUGGAUCCCAGACCGAGUGUAACAGUUUUCAACUGCAUUGUGCUGCAACUCAUUCUUUCCGUCCAGCUGAUUUUCGUCCAAACUCGGUAUGCUCAGCAGAUCAAGGAUACGGCUAUCAUCCACAAGGAGGUCCUCCACGAGUACGACACCAAGUUCGUGCGGCCACGUCUUCACCCGGUUGUUCGCGAUGUCGGCACACAGUGUUCGCCUGAAGAGGCUAAGGAUGAAGAGUCCUUUGUCGAACUGGGAACGCCUACGACGGUUAUCAAGAAAGAGUUUGUGGUUACACCCAAUCCUCACGUCAAGCAGGAGGACCCGGUCCACACUCCUCCAAUUAGCAGCUUCGCGUCCCGUCUCUUUACUCCGACGUCUAACAGGCGAUCCGAGUCCUUCACCCCUGUGCCCAGCACUCGCUCGGUCCGGCAAAGUCUCCCGCCGGCACCCAUGUACCAGUCGACCUCAACGUCCACCGCGAACACCGGAGGAACGAGCUUUGGCGGAAACUUGGGUGUAUUCAACCACGCGAACUCGCCACUCAAGAAGACGUCGAGUCUUAAUGAGAUGAACCAGGGCUUCAUGUCGCCCCGGAACUCGAGAGAAAUGGCUGCUCGGGAACAACGUCGAGGAAGCCCACUGAAGCAGUCGGAGAUUAGAAGAUCGACUGGCUCAGAUGCUCUCGACCAUACGAGUGCUCCCGAUUACAACCCCUUUGCCAGCGCGAAGAGGAACAGAAGCAAUCAACAAGGGGAACGGUACCCUUCUAGAUGGUCGGGUUUCCACUGA